Chrysoperla carnea is the source of this 672-nucleotide messenger RNA. It is a transcript of the gene l(1)10Bb, whose product is annotated as protein BUD31 homolog. The record is from RefSeq and is a predicted model, not a curated record. Lineage: Eukaryota; Metazoa; Arthropoda; Insecta; Neuroptera; Chrysopidae. The transcript has 3 exons. Gene Ontology annotation, cellular component: nucleus; spliceosomal complex. Gene Ontology annotation, biological process: mRNA splicing, via spliceosome. The coding region runs from base 100 to 534 and encodes 144 amino acids.
AGACUGAGUGUGGCAUACUUAACUAAGGACGUUUAGAAUUGUCAAAACUAAGAAAAACAUAAAAAUUUAAUACAUACAAAGUUUAUCAAUUUAAAAACUAUGCCAAAGGUAAGAAGAAGUCGUAAACAACCUCCUGAAGGUUGGGAGCUUAUUGAACCAACACUAGAAGAAUUAGAACAAAAGAUGCGUGAAGCUGAAACGGAAUCACAUGAAGGAAAACGUAUUCAGGAAGCAUUGUGGCCUAUUUUCAAAAUACAUCAUCAAAAAUCACGUUACAUAUAUGAUUUGUUUUAUCGACGUAAAGCAAUUAGUAGAGAAUUAUAUGAUUAUUGUUUGAAUGAAAAUAUUGCUGAUAAAAACCUAAUUGCUAAAUGGAAGAAAACUGGAUAUGAAAACUUAUGUUGCUUGAGAUGUAUUCAGACUAGAGAUACAAAUUUUGGCACCAAUUGUAUAUGCCGUGUGCCUAAAAGUAAAUUAGAAGAGGGUCGUAUUGUAGAAUGUGUUCAUUGUGGUUGUCGAGGUUGUUCAGGAUAAUGUAUUUAUUGAUAUUAGUGAAAAUAAAAUCUGUAAAUAUAUAAAUGUUAACAAGUUAAACCAUCAUCUGCAUUAUUUCAAGCAAUGGGAUCAAAUGAAACACCAAUUUAAAUAAUUAAUUAUUCUGUAAUUUAACAA